Molecule: messenger RNA, 1274 nt
Organism: Apis dorsata (giant honeybee)
Lineage: Eukaryota; Metazoa; Arthropoda; Insecta; Hymenoptera; Apidae
Product: insulin-like peptide receptor
Exons: 2
Coding region: 37-810 (257 amino acids)
Biological process (GO): positive regulation of kinase activity; multicellular organism development; cell surface receptor protein tyrosine kinase signaling pathway
Cellular component (GO): signaling receptor complex
Molecular function (GO): transmembrane receptor protein tyrosine kinase activity; ATP binding
Source: RefSeq, a predicted model, not a curated record
GUUGAUAAAUAAAAUAAUUUUCUCUUUCUUCCAGGUAUGCUACCGGUAAGAUGGAUGGCACCAGAGUCCUUGGGACUAGGUAUCUUCACUCCAGCUUCGGAUGUUUGGUCCUAUGGCGUUCUUUUGUACGAGAUUAUCACGUUCGGUAGCUUCCCUUUCCAGGGUAUGAGCAACACCGAAGUACUGAACCAUGUUAAGAGUGGAAAUUCGUUGAUGGUUCCUAAAGGAGUGAAGUUACAAUUAGAAAACUUGAUGUACUCUUGUUGGAGACCAGAUCACGUAAAGAGGCCAACUGCUCCGGAGAUCGUCGAGUUUCUAGCGACGAAUCCUCGAAUUUUAUCUCCGUGUUUAGACGUUCCUUUGGCCAGUGUGCAAAUCGAGCAUACUGGACAAUUAGAUAUAGAGUUACCAGAGAAUUUGAGGAAGUUUUCAUUGUCGUGGCCACCUCAGAAUUCCACGACUCGAUCCACAUCUACGUCCAGCCCUUUCGGUAUACCGUAUCCUCCUUUGCUAGACAUCAACGAUCACGACGAUAAGCCGAUUCAAAACUCGAUUGUAGGCAAUGGAAUCGCCGAUAUAGAGAGUUCCAGGCCACUUUUGAAGGCUAACGAAUCUUUGUCUGGUUUACCUAUGAUUCUUCAAAGUUUCAAGCAGAAAGAGGACUCACCGCAUAAAUACGUGAACAUACAGCCGGGAAUAUCGAAUAAUUGCGAUUAUUCGAGCGAUCAGAACGGUGGUGGCAUUCAAAUGGAGGAAAGAAGGGCUAUAUUGCCGGAAAAUAGAAAGUCGGAGGACGUGUCGAUUCUUUGACAGCAAAACAAACAUGCGAUUUCGCGGCAAAAAUCAAUGGUGCAUUUCUAUAAGCACGCCGAAGGCAUAUUUGGAAAAUAUGCAAAAAGAUCUUACAGAAAGACCAGCGUUUAGAUCACUUUGUGACCUAAUUUUGUUGGUCGGAUUCACGUGUUUCCGAACGUUGAAAACGGACGUUUUUACAAGCGUGGAUUCUUCGCUAUAUGUUUGCGAAGUGAGGAGAUAUGCAACGUGUUUAAUUGAUACAUUGGGGAUUAAAAUCUUAUCGAUUUAACUAUGAUGAAGAGAGAUUUACAAUAGAUACGAUCAAGAGAGAUUUACAAUAGAUAUUGCAGCAAUGAAAACGGAAAACAAUAUCAGUUGCAACGAGCGGAAAUGACUUUUCGAAUGCAGAUAAGCGAAAUGAUUCCCUAGAUUUUCGCUCAAUCCAUUUUUGAGACUGAUAAAUGUAAAAAAAAAAAAAA